AUGCUGAAUACAGAGAAUCCGUAUGUGAUGCUCCGACAGAACCACCAAGAACUCGAGGGAAAUGACCGCUAUGAGGGCUUCUGUGUGGACAUGCUGAAGGAGCUGGCAGACAUUCUCAAGUUUAAGUAUCGCAUCCGGCUGGUGGGGGACGGCGUCUACGGUGUUCCCGGAGCUAACGGAACAUGGACGGGCAUGGUUGGAGAGUUAAUCUCAAGAAAAGCAGACCUGGCAGUCGCAGGCCUGACCAUCACAGCAGAGCGUGAAAAGGUGAUUGACUUCUCCAAGCCUUUCAUGACCCUUGGUAUCAGCAUCAUGUACCGCGUCCACCUGGGACGUAGGCCAGGCUACUUCUCCUUCCUGGAUCCCUUCUCACCGGGUGUUUGGCUCUUCAUGCUUCUGGCCUACUUGGCUGUCAGUUGCAUUCUCUUUCUGGUGGCCAGGCUGACACCUUAUGAAUGGUACAACCCCCACCCUUGUUUAAAGGGACGCUGCAACCUGCUGAUCAACCAGUACUCGCUUGGCAACAGCUUCUGGUUCCCAGUUGGAGGCUUCAUGCAGCAAGGAUCCACCAUUGCUCCUAGAGCUCUGUCCACACGUUGUGUGAGCGGAGUGUGGUGGGCCUUCACAUUAAUCAUCAUCUCCUCCUACACCGCCAACCUGGCCGCCUUCCUAACAGUGCAGAGGAUGGAGGUACCGAUAGAGUCAGUAGAUGAUCUGGCAGAUCAGACGGCGAUAGAAUAUGGCACCAUGCACGGUGGAUCCACGAUGACCUUCUUCCAGAACUCCCGCUACCAGACGUACCAGCGCAUGUGGAACUUCAUGCAAUCAAAGCAGCCCAGCGUGUUUGUGAAGAGCACAGAGGAGGGGAUCGCCCGUGUCCUCAACUCUAACUACGCCUACUUGCUGGAGAGCACGAUGAAUGAGUACUACCGCCAGAGGAACUGCAACCUGACUCAGAUUGGAGGACUGUUGGACACUAAGGGCUAUGGUAUCGGCAUGCCGCUGGGGUCAGUGUACCGUGACGAGUUCGACCUAGCCAUCCUCAAACUGCAAGAGGACAAUCGUUUGGAGAUCCUGAAGAGGAAGUGGUGGGAUGGCGGCAAGUGUCCAAAAGAGGAGGACCACCGUGCUAAAGGUCUAGGGAUGGAGAACAUCGGUGGCAUCUUUGUGGUGCUGGUGUGUGGCCUGCUGGUGGCAAUCUUCAUGGCAGUGCUGGAGUUUGUCUGGAUGUUAAGGCACGCGCCAGGAAAUGAGCAGUCAGUGUGCGAGGAGAUGCUGCGGGAGCUCCAGGGGAUCGUUCUGUGUCGCGACAGCCUGCAGGCGAGGCGCCGCCGGGCGGCGUCGAUGCUGCGGCCACGGCCCUUACCUCUGGAGGAACGUCGGGCGCGAGCUGCCGCUGUCAGCCUCAGCAACGGAAAACUGUGCGGGGGCACGGGACUGCCUGAACCCCUUUCCCACAGACUGGCGCAGGAGGCUGCCCUGGUCGCGAGGGGGUGCAGCCACAUCCGCAUUUGUCCCGAGUGCAGACGCUUCCAAGGACUGAGGAUGCGCCCCACAGGGGGCCCAGGGGCCCUCCCAUCUCCCACUCACAGUGAGGAGAGCAUAGAAUGGGACAAGACCACAAAUAGCAGUGAACCUGAAUAACGCCCCACAAUUCCAGCAGGACUGCCUUUCCCAGCAGCCACCUCUCUUCUUUCCAGGGAUCAAAGAUCAUGUGGCAUUUUAAUUCUGCCAUCCAGAGUUUAUCCUUAAAGGACAGGACAAUGCUGUGGACUUUCUUUUACCCCUGAGGCGACCGCCAGCAGUGAGUUUUUGGAAUCUCUCCUUGGGCGAACUUUUUCCUUGGUCAUAGGAAAAACUGAUGAGUCUGUCUCGUUGUGUUCUGUCCCUGGUGGCCCUCUGUACUGUGUAAAACAGGACAGACAAAAACAGCUACGGGGCAUUUGUACUAUGCAGUAUUUCCAGUCAUUUAUCAUUGUGCUGUUUCUUUUCUUUCCUUUUUAAAUUAUUUCUGUCCUCUGUUGGAUUAUCAGUACUGAAUAUUGUUAUUCUAUUGUUAAAAAAAAACAAAAAAACUUUAAACAAGGUCCUUUUUUUAUCUGACAAUUUACUCUAGGAACGUAUAUUGCCUCUGAAGAGCUGCAGAGAUGGACAGAUUAAGGCAAGGUCAACCUUCACGUUCUUUUGUUUUGAAAGUGCCAAAAACCACAAGCAUCAUCUUGUGGCUGAAGAAAGCACCACAGCCUUGAGAAGACGGCAAACUCAUGUGAACAUAGAAAACAAAAGGACAGACAUGCGGACACAAAGACUCCUUUUAUAGUAGUGAUAUUCUAUUAAAAAAUGUUUUAACUGUUGGGAUCUCUGAAAGACAGUGAUGCAUGUCCAGAGGUGUUGGCCAGUGCUCACUGAAUGAGUCAUCCUGAAGUGGUUCUAGGGUAGUCAAGUCAAUUUAAAGAAGGAUUUUCUCUUUUGAAUACCUGCUUAAAAACAUGAUGUCUACGCACACAAACGUACAUGCACAGAGACAUCCUCUUAUAUCAUCCCUCUUCUGUGCACUGACAUUACUUUCUCCUCCAUCUGUCCUCCAUGUCUGACCCAUUUAUUGUCCUUGCACCAGUCCCCUUUAUGCUCUCUUGCUUACAAAUAUAUCCAUUGUAAGUUAUAAGACAUCAUUUUUUUUCUUUUUUUUUCCAGCUUACAUAUUCAGUAUGUGUAUCAAACCCAGCAUAUAUUAGAACCAACCAAAAACAAAGUCCUCGGUAGAGUGAAGGGAUUUUUAUAUCAGCAGUUGGCUUGGCUUGUUUUAAAUGUCAGCGCAGUUAAACUUUUAUUGAAAGUGAUAUUUUACACACUGCUCGUAGGAGACAGCCUGGGUGCACUCUGACAUUUUGAUACUAUAAUUUUUUGCAAAAAACCCCAAACCAAACUUAGAAUACAUUAACCAGGCUAAAACGUGGCGGAUAUUUAAUGCAAAGUGAUGCAGGAGGAGCUGAAACACACUUAUUUUUCCUUUCCCCACUACCAAAGUAUUUGAAAUGAUUAAAGUCAGUUACCUUGAUUUGCUUUGCGUCAGCCAUAACUUGAAGAAGUGAGAAUCCACCACCAGCAGCACGAGUCUUAAAAUCGCCUCACUUUCUGCUCGCAUUACAGAGACAUAUGGCUUAUUUUCCUGCUGUACCGGCUGGUUUGAAGGUGUUUCUGUACGAUAGCCCGACCGUUUCACAGCGAGAAUCAACGGUCAUCCAGCUGUCUGCUCCGCUUCUUGCUUAUCUUUGAUGUGCCCAUCAUUUUAAAUCUGCCCAUCAGGUUCUGUCAAUCACCAUCCCUCAAAACCAGGCUGCCAACACGACACAGCUUGAAGGUACCGCUGCAGCGUCUCUUGUUCUUUUAUUAGCCACGAAAGCUUUCUGCCUCCAUCCUUUUUCAUCUGCAGGUUUUCAUGCUUGGAAAUUCAUGCAUAUUAUCAUUUAUCAUCCUGUAGUAGAACACAACAUAUUUUGAUCACUCUGUCGUUUAAAUGAACGUUUCAUAUUCAUGGCAACAAACUCUGCACAUCUUCAAAUACAGUACAUCUAAUCCUCCAGUAAGGAGCUGCUGUGUUAUCGACCCACAGAAUUGUGUGUAUUUACAGUAUAAUCAUCGAUAUAAUCAUGGAGGUGCCCGGUAAUGUGUGUUUUAUUAUUGCAGCAGUAAACUCAUUUGGUGUUCAUUAUGUUCAUAGGACAGAGAGAUGCGCACUUAGGUGUGUGCAGUGAUUUAAUGGAAACAUUUAAACGCACACAGACACACACCAUGCAGAGUCAUUCCCAGGAUCCUCACAAACAGUUAAUGUACACUUUCUGUAGCUCCAUAUAUAAUAACAGGUUUAAAUCAAAUUGCCAAGCAGAUGGCAAAGAAAGAAGACCCACAAUUCAUUGUUUUUUUUUAAUGAAAGGUAUUUCUAUCCAUUUGCUGAAUGUCCCUAAGAAACUCAUGAGAGUUUGAAGGCUCUCGCUGCUCUCAGUGCUAACUUCUUAAACACUCAAAACAUUUACAGGGGGUGCUAAAUCAAGCGUAGUUGGAAUGAGAUUGCCAAUUACCUUGAAGGCACGAAGAGCAGUAGAGUAAGAAUUAAAACAAAUCCCACAGAAACACUGGGCGACCUUCUCUGGGAGACCACUGAGAGACGGCUCGGUUUGGCUGCUAUGUUUUAUAUGCUUUAUUUUUCUUAUGUUGACAUUUUUAUUCCAUUAUAAAUACAUUUCUUAAAACAAUCUCAAUUCUCUGGGAUUGCUGGCUUUGUCUCCUUUGUUUUUUUGCUGCUGUGAUGUAUUUGACCUUCUGGGCUGUUUAGAUAUGUCAUGCUAAAUAGCUUCUGAGUGCGCUUUCUUUUUUUUGUUUUGUUUUUUGGGGGUUUGUUUUAGGUGAGGAGGGGGGCAUUAUACAACCGGGAGAAAUAUGCAGAGCACGCAGCUGCUUUGUUGUGACAUAUACGCAUGCAGAGAAGCAUCAGGGACGUAUGGGUUUCUGGAUGAGUACACAGAACAACUAUCGAGUGAACCAGAAGGAUCUGAUGCACCCACAUCUCGUUUCUCCCCCAUAACUGAAUUAACGUCUGCUCACUUGUGAAUCCUUUGAACAGCUGAGAAUUUGUGUGGGUAGGCAGUCUAACAGAGGCUAAUGAGUUUAACAGCUCGCUCAUGUGCUGUAUAAGCGUCCACUCACUCGUAGCCCAUCUAUCACUGUGAUUUUUCAGUGGAUAUUUCCGUCUCCUCGGGACAGUGAUUGAACGCCACACAACACCCUUGGUCUGAUUUAUACUUGAAUUCAGACUGCAUCUCCCUCUCCUCUCCUCUCCUCCUCGAGUGCCUGCCUCACAAUCUUCCCAUUGCAGCGUUAGAGAUGACAAGUUUUCUUUUCAGUUUGUCACCACCCACAGCACGCGCACACAUGCAUUAAAAGCGUGACACACUAAACACUCACCGCCACCUGUAUGUCACAGCUGUGUCAACUUUAUUUUAUCGUGCUCGUGCUUUUCCUUUUUACCCCUGGUGCUCCAGGUUCAUGAAUUAAGCGCAUCUCUACCCACCCUCUGCCUAGCUGCUGUUGGAUUUAUGGAGCACAUGAUGAGCAUUGAGUGCCUGCAGAGGUGGGUGAACAAUCUACUUCACUCCUCGAGCUCACCCAGCUGUAGCACAUAGCAAUACCAGUUUCCUUGUAGUUGAUUGCUGUCGUGCAAGGAUUAAGGAAUUACAGUGUACCGUGUAGUCACCCUAACAGCUAACAUCCACAUACACUUGGAAGAAUAGCUUGUUCCAUGUUUGUUUUUUGCUUCUUUUGGGGGGGAACCUGUCUAUAACAUUUUGGGAUAUUGAGAUUAUUUAAAAAAUAUAUAUAUUGUCUAUACUGUUGCAUUUAGUAUGACUUUACUGCCUUUAUAAGAUGGUAAUUAUUGAAUCUAUUCAUUUUAUUCCUGCUAAUAUUGCAUCCCUCUGUCAAACAAUUGCUUUUUCCUAACAGACACCAGAUUUUCCAGGGGUGGCAGUAUUCAUAACAGUAUUCAAGACAAGGCUACAC
Messenger RNA from Pundamilia nyererei, 5556 nucleotides. Its product is annotated as glutamate receptor ionotropic, kainate 4-like. The transcript has 10 exons. Gene Ontology annotation, biological process: monoatomic ion transport. Gene Ontology annotation, molecular function: signaling receptor activity; ligand-gated monoatomic ion channel activity. The record is from RefSeq and is a predicted model, not a curated record. NCBI's taxonomy places the organism in Eukaryota, Metazoa, Chordata, Actinopteri, Cichliformes, Cichlidae. Gene Ontology annotation, cellular component: membrane. Bases 1 to 1644 code for a protein of 547 amino acids.